GAAACUGAAACUGUGAAACUGAAAGCAUGGCAGAUCAGAAAGCAGAGAUCUUCGAACUCAACAAUGGUACCAUGAAAGUCCUCAUCUCCAACCUGGGCUGCACCAUCACCUCCUUGUCUGUUCCCGGGAAGGACGGAAAAUCGGCUGAUGUUGUUCUUGGAUUCGACUCUGUUGAGCCUUAUUUGAAAGGGAUGGCUCCUUAUUUUGGCUGCAUUGUGGGCCGGGUGGCGAAUAGAAUCAAGGAAGGCAAGUUUACACUCAAUGGAACUCAGUACUCUUUGCCCAUCAACAACCCUCCUAACAGUCUCCAUGGUGGUAACAAGGGUUAUGAUAAGCAGAUAUGGCAGGUAGCCGAGCAUAAGGCAGGCGACAAACCAUCUAUUACAUUCAAAUAUCAUAGUCAUGAUGGGGAGGAAGGUUACCCGGGGAGUGUUUCUGUGACUGCAACUUAUACGCUUACUUCAAGCACUACGAUGAGACUUGACAUGGAAGCAGUGCCUGAGAACAAGCCUACCCCUAUCAGCUUAGCUCAGCACACCUACUGGAACUUGGCUGGCCAUAACUCAGGCGAUGUACUUGACCACAGAGUUCAAAUAUGGGCCAACCACAUUACCCCUGUGGGUGAAAACACAGUUCCCACAGGUGAAAUCAAGCCAAUUAAAGGCACUCCCUUUGAUUUCACUGCUGAGAGGAGAGUUGGUGAGUCCAUCCAUGAGGUUGGACUAGGGUACGAUCACAACUAUGUGCUUGACUGUGGGGAAGAGAAGGAAGGUUUGAAACAUGCUGCCAAAGUGAGAGACCCUUCCAGCUCAAGGGUCCUUAACCUAUGGACCAAUGCCCCUGGGAUGCAGUUUUACACCGGGAAUUAUGUCAAUGGUGUUCAAGGUAAAGGAGGUGCUGUUUAUAAUAAGCAUGCAGGGCUCUGCUUGGAGACUCAGGGAUUCCCAAAUGCAAUCAAUACUCCGAACUUCCCAUCUGUUGUUGUCCAACCUGGUGAAAAGUAUAGAAACACCAUGUUGUUCGAGUUUUCAGUUGAGUUUGAGUGAGGUAGUUUAAGUCGUUGCAGUACCUCUUUGGAAAAAGCAGAAAUCGAGUCUGGUUUUGCAAAUGUCUGCUAGCAGGGUGCAGCUGUUUAGGACUUUUAUCAGUUUAUGAUGGUAUCCCUCCUUAAUAAUAAAGUUUGUGAGUAUUUUCUAUAAAAUUUCAAAUUCAUGA
This is a messenger RNA of Fragaria vesca subsp. vesca, 1215 nucleotides long. RefSeq names its product aldose 1-epimerase-like. NCBI's taxonomy places the organism in Eukaryota, Viridiplantae, Streptophyta, Magnoliopsida, Rosales, Rosaceae. Gene Ontology annotation, biological process: glucose metabolic process; beta-D-galactose catabolic process via UDP-galactose, Leloir pathway. The record is from RefSeq and is a predicted model, not a curated record. Gene Ontology annotation, molecular function: carbohydrate binding; aldose 1-epimerase activity. The coding region runs from base 27 to 1046 and encodes 339 amino acids. The transcript is spliced from 5 exons.